Neopelma chrysocephalum (saffron-crested tyrant-manakin) is the source of this 2044-nucleotide messenger RNA. It is a transcript of the gene SP1, whose product is annotated as Sp1 transcription factor. The transcript has 3 exons. The coding region runs from base 253 to 2001 and encodes 582 amino acids. The record is from RefSeq and is a predicted model, not a curated record. NCBI's taxonomy places the organism in Eukaryota, Metazoa, Chordata, Aves, Passeriformes, Pipridae.
GAGGAGCUGGGCCCUGGAGCGGGGCCGGGUCCUCCCCCCCCUGUCCCGCUGCCAGCUCCCCUUUGGCAGCUCCCUCCGCUUCCCAAACCCCUUCCCACCGGCGCUCCGGAGCACAUGGUGUGUGUGUGUGUGUCCCCCAAACCCAGAGCCCUGCCCGGCUCUCCUGCUCCUCGUGCCCCUUCCCCUGCCCCAAAAUGUCUGUAACGCGGGCUGUCGUUCCCCUCCCGCGCAGACCAGGAGAGCCCCGAGGAGAUGUCGGCGGUGAAGCCCGACAAGGGCGAAGGCGACGCCAGCAGCACCAGCAGCGCCGGCGGCGGGGAGGCCCAGGAGUCGCAGCCCUCCCCGCUGGCCCUGCUGGCAGCCACCUGCAGCCGCAUCGAAUCUCCCAACGAGAACUCCAACAGCUCCCAGGGCCAGCAAGGCGGGAGCGGGGAGCUCGACCUGAACGCGGCCGCCGCCCAGAUCGCCCAGUCGGCCAACGGCUGGCAGAUCAUCUCGGCGGGCUCCAGCACCCCCACGGGCUCCAAGGAGCCGGGCAGCAACGGCAACAAUGGCAGCGGUGACGCCUCCAAGAGCCGCCCGGUGAGCGCGGGGCCGUACGUGGUCACCUCCGCCUCGGGCCUGCAGAACCAGCAGGUGCUCACGGGCCUGCCGGGAGUCAUCCCCAACAUCCAGUACCAGGUGAUCCCCCAGUUCCAGACCAUAGACGGGCAGCAGCUGCAGUUUGCCACCACCCCUGCCCAGGUGAACGUGCAGCAGGAUGCCUCCGGGCAGCUCCAGAUCAUCCCCGGCUCCAACCAGCAGAUCAUCACGAGCCGUGCGGGGAGCAGCAACCUCAUCGCCAUGCCCAACCUGCUGCAGCAGGCAGUGCCCAUCCAGGGCGUGGGCCUGGCCAACAACAGCCUCUCCGGGCAGACCCAGUACGUGGCCAACGUGCCCGUGGCCCUGAACGGCAACAUCACCUUGCUGCCGGUCAACAGCGUGGCCGCCAGCCUGGCGCCCACAUCCCAGACGGGCACCCUGAGCAGCUCGGGCUCCCCGGACAGCAGCUCCCAGCCGGCCACCUCGGGUGCCACCAGCAGCUCUGCCAGCACGGCCUCGUCCCAGGCCAGCUCGGGCGCCUUCUUCACCAACGCCAACAGCUACUCCACCACCACCACCACCAGUAACGUGGGGGUCAUGAAUUUCUCCACCAGCGCCACGGUGGGAACCAAUUCGCAGGCACAGACGCCCCAGAGGGCCAGCAGUGUCCCGAGCUCGGACUCCCUGCAGAGCCCCGUGUCCGGGGUGGCUCUGCAGCCGGGGCAGCAGAAGGAGGGGGAUCAGAGCCAGCAGUCGCAGCAGCAGCAGCAGCAGAUCCUGAUCCAGCCCCAGCUGGUCCAAGGAGGGCAGACAAUCCAGGCCCUCCAGACCACCCCGCUCUCCGGCCAGACCUUUGCCACUCAAGCCAUCUCCCAGGACGCCCUGCAGAACCUGCAGCUCCAAGCUGUCCCCAACUCCGGCCCCAUCAUCAUCCGCACGCCCACGGUGGGUCCCAACGGGCAGGUGAGCUGGCAGACCAUCCAGCUCCAGAACCUGCAGGUGCAGAACCCCCAGGCCCAGACAAUCACCUUGGCCCCCAUGCAGGGAGUGUCGCUGGGGCAGACGGGCAGCACCAGCACCACGCUGACCCCCAUCGCCUCCCUCCCCAGCGGCACCGUCACCGUCAACGCUGCCCAGCUCUCCUCCGUGCCGGGCCUCCAGACUAUUAACCUCAGUGCCUUGGGAGCAUCCGGGAUCCAGGUGCACCAGCUGCAGGGGCUGCCCCUGGCCAUCGCCAACGCCCCUGGUGACCACGGAGCUCAGCUGGGUCUGCACGGUGCCAGCGGGGACGGGCUGGGGGACGAGAGCGCGGCGGUGGAGGAGGGAGAGACCAGCCCCGACCCACAGCCCCAGCAGGGACGGAAACCACGGAGGGAAGCCUGUACCUGUCCCUACUGCAAAGAAGGAGAGGGCAGGUGAGCUGCCCCACCACGGAUCCAGCAUCCCCAGUGGAAUUAUUUAG